AUGGCGGCGGCGGCGGCAGCCGUGGCGGGGGCGGGGCGCGGCGGUGGCGGCGGCGCAGAGCCCCGGCAGGAACGGAGCCGGGCCCGGGGCUGGGCGGGCGCCGAGCGCAGCGAAGGCCGGAGGAUGGAACCAGGUGAGGAGCUGGAGGAAGAGGACUCCCCAGGUGGUCGUGAAGAUGGCUUCACUGCUGAGCACCUGGCUGCAGAGGCCAUGGCAGCCGACAUGGACCCCUGGCUGGUGUUUGAUGCCCGCACGACGCCUGCCACAGAGCUGGAUGCCUGGUUGGCCAAGUACCCGCCAUCCCAAGUUACCCGCUACGGGGACCCUGGCUCACCCAACUCUGAGCCUGUGGGCUGGAUUGCAGCUUACGGGCAGGGCUACAUCCCCAACUCGGGUGAUGUGCAGGGCCUGCAGGCCGCCUGGGAAGCUCUGCAGACCAGCGGGCGGCCCAUAACGCCUGGUACCCUGCGCCAGCUGGCCAUCACCCACCAGGUGCUGUCUGGCAAAUGGCUAAUACACCUGGCACCUGGCUUCAAGCUGGACCACGCCUGGGCUGGCAUUGCUCGGGCCGUGGUCGAGGGCCGGCUGCAGGUGGCCAAGGUGAGCCCACGGGCCAAGGAGGGAGGGCGGCAGGUCAUCUGUGUUUAUACGGACGACUUCACGGACCGCUUGGGUGUUCUGGAGGCAGAUGCAGCCAUCCGUGCGGCAGGUGUGAAGUGCCUGCUUACCUACAAGCCUGACGUCUACACCUACCUGGGCAUCUACCGGGCCAACCGCUGGCACCUCUGCCCCACUCUCUAUGAGAGCCGUUUCCAGCUGGGGGGCAGUGCCCGUGGCUCCCGUGUGCUGGACCGUGCCAACAAUGUGGAACUGACCUAA
Rangifer tarandus platyrhynchus (Svalbard reindeer) is the source of this 879-nucleotide messenger RNA. The record is from the annotation of a GenBank genome assembly. NCBI's taxonomy places the organism in Eukaryota, Metazoa, Chordata, Mammalia, Artiodactyla, Cervidae.